CACACAACGACAACUCUCUCUUUCACACACGCACACACACACACACACACUCCCAAGACGAAGACAUAGCGAUGUGUACCUCUUUAAUAAGAGGCGUACCUUCUCGAUUGUGUUCCUCUGGGGAGAAAUUUCCGCUUCCUGCUUAAUGUUGAAGUUAGAGGAAAAGGUACAGUCGCAGGCUGCGGUUUAAAGCUUUGGGCAGAGCGGAGGCGCUCAAUAUCUCGCGGCUCAAAUAAACAGUAGCCUAGCUGCGAAGGGAGGAGGGAAGUACGGUAUAGAUAUAGCCAGUUUCUCCCUUUGUGUGAAAUAUUGUACAAACAUUUAGGCUGGAAAAAAUAACCAUUUGCAGGAGAAGUUUACGAAAGCGGGAGAAUAAUUAGCCUUGCUUUGACCGAUUUAGCUCGCAAUCCUCCAGCAUGUCGGAGAGAGGAGGGCUCCCGCGGACUGGAGGUGCUCCGUCCCCGCACUUGCAGCCCUCCAAACCGGUGACGAUCACGUCAAAUCGACCGGUGCAGAUGAACCUGUAUGCGACAUGGGAAGUGGACCGAUCUUCACCGAGCUGCGUGCCCCGGCUCUUUAAUCUCACGCUGAAGAAGUUGGUGAUAUUGAAGGAGCUGGAUAAAGACCUCACCUCGGUGGUCAUCGCAGUCAAACUGCAGGGCUCUAAGCGUAUUUUACGCUCCAAUGAGAUCUUGUUGUCUUCAGCUGGACUGACAGAAACAGACCUGCAGCUCACAUUCUCUCUACAGUACCCACACUUUUUAAAGAGAGAUGCCAAUAAGCUGCAGAUCAUGCUCCAGCGACGCAAGAGGUACAAGAACCGCACAAUCCUGGGCUACAAGACGCUGGCGCUGGGCCUGAUCAAUAUGGCCGAGGUGAUGCAGCACCCCAGUGAAGGGGCUCAGGUUCUGGGGCUCCACAGCAACGUGAAGGACGCCUCCGUCCCCGUGGCCGAGAUCCGCGUCUACUCCCUCUCCAGCCAGCCCAUCGACCACGAGGGGCCCAAGGCCAAGCUGUCCGCAGAUCGCUCCCCAGAUAUUGAUAACUACUCUGAGGAAGAGGAGGAGAGCUACUCAUCGGAGCAGGAAGGCAGUGACGACCCCAUUCAGGGUCAGUACCUGUUUGAUGAAGAGGAAGAGGUCCGCAAGAAGAAACCCCGCCGCAAACUGGCCUCCACAGCCUCCAUUGCCCGUGUUAAUCAACCCAACAUCAAGCAGAAGUUUGUGGCCCUUCUGAAAAGGUUUAAAGUGUCAGACGAGGUGGGGUUUGGGUUGGAACACGUUUCCCGGGAACAGAUCCAAGAUGUGGAGGAGGAUCUUGACGAACUGUACGACAGUCUAGAGAUGUACAACCCCAGCGACAGUGGGCCAGAGAUGGAGGAGACUGACAGUAUCCUCAGCACCCCUAAACCCAAACUCAAACCUUUCUUUGAGGGUGUAUCCCAGUCGAGCUCGCAGACUGAGUUUGGCAGCUUGAGCCGGGACAUCCUUAGUCCUCAGGGGGAGCAGCCCCCAUCGGACAAAAUGAAGCGCUCCCGCAGCCGCAAUCUGGACGAUAACAUCUCAGAGACAGACACGCUGGAGCUGAACGAGGAGGAGAUGUUUGGAGACAUGGCUCCCAGCAUCACUGUUUCUGUUCCAGAGAAGCCAAGGACUCCCAUGAAGAGCCAAAGCCUGCCCUCUCCCAGGCUGGACGGUGGCCAGACCCCCAGGCAGAAGCGCAGUACUCCUCUGAAGGAGAGGCAGCUCUCCAAACCGCUCAGCGAAAGAACCAACAGCUCCGACAGCGAGAGGUCGCCUGAGCUCGGAUACACACCCCAGGUGCCCAGGAAAGCUGUGUAUGACCAGCUGAACCAGAUCCUCCUGUCAGAUGCGGCCUUGCCUGAAAGCCUGAUCCUGGUGAACAGCAGUGACUGGCAGGGCCAGUACGUGGCGGAGGUCCUGCAGGCGCAGAAGCAGCCGGUGGUUUGCACGUGCUCCGGAGCCGAGAUCCAGGCCGUUCUCUCCGCCGUCCUCACACGGAUACAGAAGUUCUGUAACUGCAACGCCUCCGUGCCCCGGCCCGUUAAGGUGACAGCGGUGGGGGGUCAGAGCUACCUGGGGGCCAUCCUGCGCUUCUUUGUCACCCAGCUGGCCAAUAAGACGUCUGACUGGCUCGGGCACAUGCGCUUCCUGGUGGUGCCCCUGGGCUCGCAUCCUGUCGCUAAGCACCUGGGUGCCCUGGACAACCGGUAUAGCGCAGCCUUCCUGGACAGUGCCUGGAGAGACCUGUUCAGCCGCCUGGAACCCCCCCAGAACGAGGUUCUGGACGUGGCCGGCCGGAUCAGCCAGUACAUCAAUGGAGCCGUAGUCACUCACCAGCUGCCCAUCGCUGAAGCCAUGCUGACCUGCAAGCAUCGCAUUCUGGAUGAAGACUCCUACCAGAAGUUUAUUCCCUUCAUUGGGGUGGUGAAAGUUGGGCUAAUCGAACCGAGUCAGGCCUCUGCAGGGGGCGAUACUGAGGAGGGCGUGCCUGUCAGCCUGGCUGUCCCAUCCACCUCCCCUCCAUCUCACGGAUCUCCGACAGGCGGCGCAAAAGACGUGGUUGCUACCCCACCUUCCUCACCCUCCAUGAGCAGUGGGCUGGCUGUACUGGGGAGCCCCAGCAUGUCCCACGGCGUGGACGCCAUCGGGCUGCAGGUGGAUUACUGGGUGGCGUCCGGGCCGGAGAAGAGGCGGGAGGGCGAGCGGCGCGAUACGGGCUCCAAGAACACCCUGAAGUGCGCCUUCCGCUCCCUGCAGGUCAGCCGGCUGCCAGGAGGGGGAGCCAGCGAGCCCCAGCUCCUGCCCAACACCAUGGCCAUGACGGUCGUCACCAAGGAGAAGAACAAGAAAGUUCCCACCAUAUUCUUGGGGAAGAAGCCGAAGGAGAAAGACGUGGACUCCAAGAGCCAAAUUAUAGACGGCAUCACCAGACUCAUCUGCUCUGCCAAACAGCAGCAAACCAUUCUGAAAGUUUCGGUGGACGGGGUGGAGUGGAACGAUGUGAAGUUCUUCCAGCUGGCUGCUCAGUGGCCCACGCAUGUCAAGUACCUGCCAGUGGGAUUGUUUGGGUACAGCAAGCCUUCCUCCUAGGAAGCACUUUUACUCUGCUUUCGCUGCACAGCCAAUGACCAGCCAUUUCACACUGCCGCGACCAAUCAGAGCUUCCUGAGCGAAUCGGAGCCAACCAGGGAGGCGGGCCUCUCCUUUUUUUUUUUUUUUUGAUAGUUAAAGAUUUUGUUGGUAUGUUGUUUGUGUCUUGGAGGUGUGGACAGUUUUAUUUAUUUAUUUUUUUUGACUGAAGGGUUUCUUUUCUUUUUGGUUAUAUGGAACAUCUGUUUGUCCUCUGACAGCUAAAGUUCCAUCCACUGGAGAGGAGUGUGAAAGUUAUUAUUUAUUACAGGAAGUUAGAUUGCUGGGGCUGUUAUAGGAGAUUGAGAAGAACAGAACGUACCUGGCUGGAGAAACUGAACUCUGACACAACUAAAGGUCAAAGGUCAGAGGUCAACAAUAUGAAGGAGGAGCCGCUACACAAGGCCCUGCAUAGUAAGAGCCUUGUUGUGAUGGUGGAAAAAAAGGCAGGGGAGAGAGGAACCACAUUUGAUUGGUGCAAUGAUAUUGUGUUGAUAUUCUUAAAGAGCAUAAGCACAUAAAAAGGCACUUGCUCUGAAGUUGCUGUUUUCACCCUUGUUCUUUAAAUGCUUGCACUGAGUGGGGUGGUAUUUGUUGUUUUGGGGGUGUGGUACAGUCCUGCCAAAUCGUGUUGUAGUGCAAUCACAAUCCAGCUCUAGCAAUACUAAAGCGCUUAAUGGAGCUGAUUCAUCUUAUUAUAGUUAAGGAUUUAUUGAAUAUGUUACAGACAUCCACAUUAAUUUUACUACACUAACGAUAUCAACAUUGUAGUAAAAUAAAUAAUAGCUACAUGUAAUUUGUGAUAUAUAACAUCAUUUGUGACUACCCUGUUAUAUUUGCACAGAUAAGCUAUAUAUUGGUGAAGACACAAUAUUGAUAAACAUCUCUGAAUACAUAUUGAUGUAUGAUUAAUAAUCAAAUGUCUGUUGAUCAAUUGAAUAAAUCCCAUCCCUUAUAUCAGUCAUGUGCUGAUGCCAGUUUGGUCCUGCAGACACAUUAUGCAGGCUAGGUUGUAUAUAAUCAGAGAAGAUGGCUAAUAGCAGUGUCUUAACUCCUGGACAGCCAGUCCAAGUGAAUUUUCAGCUGUUCUCUAGGCCAGGGCUGCCAGACCCUGUUCCUGGAGAUCUGCCAUCCGUUAGGGUUUCACUCCAGCCCUAUCAAAGCACGCACCUCAUUCAACAGCUAUAUAUCUUGAUGAGCUGCAAUGAAAAUGCAAUGAAAACCUACAGGACAGUAGAUCUCCAGGAACAGGGUUGGACAGCCCUGCUCUAAGCUAUAUAUAAAACACAGAACACUUAUCUUCUGAAACCCUUUGCUGUUCGAUGGUGUGAAUUGUACUUGACUGAAGAUGUCUAAAGCACUUCAGAUGUAGGCUAUUUUAUGUGACCUGUGCUUACAAAAUGAUAAUUAUGUAUUGUUAGUAAGUUUGAAGUCAUGCCUUCACCUCUGUAAAAGGCUAACUGUAUCCAAUAACUAAUAACUAUAUCCCAUUACAGAGGUGUUUCUCGUCCCACUGCACCACAAGCAUGUCUUAUUAAGAUACCAAAAUUGGUUUGGCUGAACUGUGCUGGCGUUUACAUCCUUAAAAUAUGGCCCAGAUCCCACCGGUAAGUCCUUGUUUGACUAAUGAACAUUAGAAUCUAGAACAGGUCCAGUCCUGAUCUAAGAGUAUCUUCAGAGUUCAGAACAAAGGCUUGCUCACCACCAUCAAAAGGGAGCCCAUAGCCGGUUGUAAAUUCACCAAAUGAACCAGACAGUGGGCAUCGUCAGAGUGGAGAGAAUCCACUAUCCACUUGGUCCACUAUCACAGCAGGAUCUCCACUAUUUUAGUGCUGACCUGACUAAUUCAUCAACUAAUGUAUUAGUGGAUUAGGCGGAUGUGAAGACCAGGGGACUUCUUUUGACCGCACUCUGCUCUGUCAGUCAAUCAGUCAUUUAGUCCGAUAAGCUAAGCCUACUCUGUUUCCGUAGUACAACUGAGCUUGGAUUAUGGAGUAAAUUAUUCUGAAAUAUGUGGACACAUUAGGCUGCAUGAAUUGCUUAUUAAUAACUGAAGAGGAGUAACUAUCAGAUGCAGGAUACAGAGGAGAACAGGCUUUAAAUAAGACCAGGGUCCACAGUAGAGUCUGGACCAAAGGAGACCUGAGUCUAGAAGUACUGGUCAGGGUGUGACGUUCUUUCUCAUACACCCAAAAAGAGUGUGUUGAAAUUGAUCGUGGAUUCUGAUGGCAUCUGCCUGAAGAUGACCACAGAAUACCUGCUAGAACCAAAGACCCGGCUGACAGAAAACUGUAGAGAAACAGGAGAAAGAGAAAGUUUUAUUUUUCAAAGGAAGAGGGGGAAAGUGUGGAAGUGGGCUGCCAGUGUUCCGAAAGCCUCCAAGCUCUCAUCGGUGGAACCGAUCAGGACCCAAACCGGUCCAGUGAUCCACAUAAAUCAGACAUGCUCAUUUUUUGGCCUGAUUUUAGUUACCUUCAUUUCUCCCUUGUGUUUUAAAAAAAUGUAUCCAGUGUUUGGCCGUAGUCGCUAAACUGGUGUUGGGGGCCAGGGCUUCCUCUGUGUUUAGUUACGGCAUGACAUUCAGUGUUUAACCUGAAGCACAAGCUACUGUGGUUGUCGAUGUUACCACGUGUAUCAAGUGUUGGGACCCUAUGAGCAUAACUCCUGCAGGGGGUGCCGUAGGAAGUUUUCUUCUAAAUGGAUGGUCAACAAAUAGUCAUAAAUCCAUCCAAAAAAACUAAAACAAAAGACAUGAUACCAUUGUGUUACGUGACACACUUUACUAGCAAGCUAACGGUAUCUUAUGCUGUUGAUCCAAUGCUACCACAGAAAAAAAGGACAUCUGUGCUUUUUGUGUGUAAAAUCCUGUUCUGUAAAGUUCCUAGAGACCAAUGCUGAUCGGUCUUAUUGGUCUGUGGUGACUGUGGCCUUUACAUCUUCAUAAAUUGUAAGAAGGAAUUAAACUGUGUUAGAUACAAAUAUGCAUUUAUUAUAGCCAGUUCUUGUCUCCCUGACUGGGAGAGAGAGCCUUGUGCUGUGUCAAGUGUUAUUAAAAUCAGUGAAAAUAAGGGGUCUAUAUUCUAAGUGUUACCUAAAGUAUUAAGGGGGAUUUACAUUGUUAUUGCAAUUGUACUGUCGUAAUGUAACUGUCAAAUAAUGUCCAGUCAGUAGCAUAAAAUGGCUCAAGCUUCAGGCAGUUCAGCUCCACUGCUUCAGUUAGUUCUGAAGCUUUCAAUCCAGUUAAAAAACCACCUGAGACAGUUUUUCUGAAGCUGACAAGCAGAUGUUUAGGGGGUGGAGGAUUGGGGGUGGAAUGGGAUUGGUGGCUUACCCCCAUUAGAGAUCGAUGUUUUAGAUCUCUUCCUCUCUCUCACCCAAUCACAGUUGGAAUUGGGGUGACCCCAUGUGUUAGAGCUGUUUUGUGGGUUUGCUGAUCGAGCUGGGUCGUGUCUCCGCUCCUUCUGUUGUCUCAUCAGCAGAGCAUAUGGACUGUUGCCAGGGUUGUGAGAGCAAGGCUUCACAAGCCCCGGAAUCGAUGGGUGGAGCUAUAAUUUGAUGUAAAAUAAUCACUGUCAUUGAUGGGAGUCAGUGACUGAUGUCACAAUGAAGCGCCGCCCAUUGCGGGUUUCGAGGGGCCUCAUGAAAUCUCAUGGGCUCUUAUAACAGCUAGUGCUCUUUCCUUGAGAAGAGAUGAAUUGUGGGAAACCCUAUAGAACUGUCACAUUCAAACUGCUACUGAACUGUGCUGUGAGGACCAACAUUACACCAAAAUGUUGACUGAAUGAGUCGCAGGUUACAAACAUAGCAACCUUUAAAUUUUCAAGGUACAGGGAAUCUUUCCAAAACAGGGAAGGCAGAAUUUGUGAAGGAGGUAGCCCUCCACUGCCAAAAAGUAAUGUACUACUGAUUUUGAAAUGGGUGGGGUGGGCAGUUUCCUGUGAUUGUGAUAGAGGGCUGUUACUAUAAAUGUUAAGUGUUUUGUAAAAUUGUUCUUGUCUCAAAGAAGAAAAAAAAGUAAAGGUCAAAUGUGAUUUCCUUUCUGCAGUAUUCCUGCUAAUUUAAUCCUGUUUUAUUUGACAGGGUCUGAAAAUGCAGUACACUCUAUAAAUGCUUCUUCUUCUUUGGUUUCUGUCCUUUCCCUCGUUCCUCCCGAAGUUGUUCCUCCUUACCUGGAAUAUGUCCGUCUCUGUGAGAUAAAGCAGUUUUUUUCCAUGGCAAAUGCCGAAAUGAUGCACCCAGUCGUUCUGUGUAAUUUCAGUUUUCUAACCUGCUAUCUUUGAGCUGCAGUACAAAUAGUGUCAGAAUGUUUGUCAUUUAUGCUAUUUUGAGUCCGUUGCAUGAGGCGUUCAGUUAAUUUACAAAUGGCUGACUUCAGUUUUGGACAGUAAGGCACAGCCUUCUUAAGCACCUCCUUUAUCACAAUGGCCUGAUCGACAAUCUCUUGUAAUGUGACAAAUUACCAAAAAAAAAAGACUGAAUAUAACAACACUGAAUAUCGUCUUUUACUUUUAUGUUUGCUUCAAUCUUAGUUCUUUGAAACACACCUUAAAUAUUGAAGUUGUUUUUGCUCCAAGGUUCUUGGAAGAAGUAUUUUUGCACAUGCUGAUGUCUCUCCAGGCUUACGUGGCUGCCUGUUGUAAUGCUUGUACAUAUAAUACAAUCACAAAAAACAAGUGUGUGUAAAAUAGCUUUGAGUACAUUCUUGUAUUGAUUUCUUAAUAUUGAUUUGUUUUUUGUAAUACGGCUUUAUGGUCAUUUAAAAAUUGAUCACAGUUGUAAGUGGAAGUGACCUUCAGUGCUUGAACCAUCAGAAAUAAAAUAAGUAAUCUUGA
Anguilla anguilla (European eel) is the source of this 7984-nucleotide messenger RNA. RefSeq names its product phosphofurin acidic cluster sorting protein 1a (gene pacs1a). The record is from RefSeq and is a predicted model, not a curated record. The transcript has 24 exons. Gene Ontology annotation, biological process: protein localization to plasma membrane. Lineage: Eukaryota; Metazoa; Chordata; Actinopteri; Anguilliformes; Anguillidae. Gene Ontology annotation, molecular function: transmembrane transporter binding. Bases 417 to 3113 code for a protein of 898 amino acids.